Molecule: messenger RNA, 3722 nt
Organism: Pangasianodon hypophthalmus (striped catfish)
Lineage: Eukaryota; Metazoa; Chordata; Actinopteri; Siluriformes; Pangasiidae
Gene: zbtb8b
Product: zinc finger and BTB domain containing 8B
Exons: 5
Coding region: 291-1829 (512 amino acids)
Biological process (GO): regulation of transcription by RNA polymerase II
Molecular function (GO): RNA polymerase II cis-regulatory region sequence-specific DNA binding; DNA-binding transcription factor activity, RNA polymerase II-specific; protein binding
Source: RefSeq, a predicted model, not a curated record
GCUGCUUAGAUACCGGAAGUGGCUAGAUUUUAGCAAUGAAAACAGCAUCGGAACUUUUUGGGAAUAAAUAGCCAACCCGCUGGAAUUAUAGAGACUCUGGUUUGUGGAGGGUCUUGGUGAAUCCAGAGCCUGUCCCAGGAACACUGGGCGUGAUGUGGGAAUACACCCUGAAUGGAAUGCCAAUUCAACGCAGGGCACCACGCACACACAUUCGUUCACACCUACGGGCAGUUUAGAGUCACCAGUCCACCUAUUGGCAUGUUUUUGGGAGAAACACAGCUCCAGCCUGUAUGUACAGGGACAAAAUGGAGGUUCCCUCUUAUCACUCCAAGCUUUUAUUUGAGCUGAACGAACAGCGUAAGAGGGACUUCUUCUGCGACUGCAGCAUCAUCGUGGAGGGCCGCGUGUUCAAGGCGCACAGAAACAUCCUCUUUGCGAGCAGCGGCUAUUUCCGAGCUCUGCUGGUGCAUUAUUUGCAGGAUAGUGGCCACAGGCAUAGCACAGCUUCUCUGGACAUUGUCACAGCAGAUGCCUUUUCACUCAUUCUGGACUUUCUGUACUCCGGUCGUCUAGACCUGCGCACUGAUAAUGUGAUUGAGAUCAUGUCCGCUGCCAGCUACUUGCAGAUGACGGACGUAGUGAACUUUUGCAAAGGCUACAUCAAAUCAUCAUUGGAGAUCUGUAACAGGGAGAAGGAGAGCCAGAGAGAAAUGGGCAAAGAGAGAGAAGGACCUGCUGACAGUGGUACGUCAGCUUCAGUCUCCAGUGUUCCUGCAGCGUCCACUUCCCAACCGGACAGGGGAACCCCACAGAGUAUGGAAAUGCCCAAUUCCGUUGAGGCGUCCUCUGAUAUUCCCUCCACACCAGCUGCUACCAGUAGCAAAGACUCAGAGAGUGAGAACUCGCAGGGAGGGUUCUCCAACCAGCCUCCCACCAAUGCGGCUGUUAAGAGCAACCCAGCGCAAGACGUAAUCAACCCAUCAUCUUCAGGGAUGCUUGUUGUGCCAGUGCACACCAAGAUUAAAUUUGACCCUGAUGAGGAAGGUGAAUGUUCACUUGAAGCUAAGGACAUGGACCUGUAUGAAAACCCAAGCAAUGGUGAAGACAGAACUCUCAGCUCAAGUCCUGCACCUAGCAGUGAGCCAACAUCCCUGCCUCCGUACCCCAACUAUCAGAUGAAGCAGUAUGUAGAUGUACUGCUACGUGGAGGUGCCAACUCCCACCGCGAGGAGCUCAUGCCUCAUUUUGGCCACAGUUUGGGAAGCAGUAAUAUGAUGGGUCGAGUAGAUGAAGGACUAGGUCCUGGAGGCUCCUGCAGUAUGGAGAUCCAAAGCGACUGGUAUGUGGAGGAUGCAGUUUUCUACUCAGGGAGGCUGCAUAAGUGUCCGUUCUGCCCAUACACAACCAAACAGAAGGGCAUUCUGAAGAGGCACAUCCGUUGUCACACAGGGGAGAGGCCAUACCCGUGUGAGAUCUGUGGAAAGCGUUUCACUCGACAGGAGCAUCUACGCACACACGCUGUCACCGUCCAUCGUGCGACCUGGCCCAUCGUGUGUAAGGGCUGCAGGCGUGUCUUCUCUGGAGCCGUGUCUCAGGGUCUGAAGCGCUUUGGCCUCUGUGAUAGUUGUACUUGUGUCACUACAACUAACGAGGACUCUCCUUCCAUGAACUUGAGCAGCCAGUCUGUGAGUGUGGAACAGGGCACGACGGACUCGGAUUGGCCUGUCUUCAUGGUGGACGGGGAUGAGGAGCCCAGUGCUGGCGCUGGGGAAGUGGACGAUAAGAAGGACCUCCAGAGGCAGCUUGCAGAGGGGGGAAGUCUUUUAUAGGCAUCGAGAAACAUACUGGUGUUUCUAAUGGCUUCUCCCUCAUUCACCUUAUUAAAAGUUUAGUAAACAGACCAAGCUGUCAAAGCUUGAAGGACAGAUGUUAGGGAGAACCUUCUGAUAUACACUACAGCAAGAUGGAGACUAAAUAUAUAGACAGAUCUUGAUAUUCAUUGUUCUGGGAAAAAUAAUCUUGUUUGGCCUGAUGCCAAUUAGUAUGAGUACUUAAUGUAAGUACUGAACUGUAAUCAUGUUUACGGGUAUGCAGUCUUUAAGAACCAAAUUUCCACAGCUCUGCUGGAAUCGAUUGACUGAAUUUCGUAUUAAAAUGGUUAAUACAAUUUAGUAAUUAUGAAAUGACAACUUUGCUUUGAAGGUACAGCAAUCAGUAUUUGGAUUUUGAUAAUGCCAAUAACAGGUCAUCCUAAAGCUGCACAUAUCUAGUGAGUGUCAAGAUGGAAAAUUUGAGCAGGUGUAAAAGAAUUACCAUACACAUCAAUCCUAAGAGAAUUUGAAUUACUGUAACACUAGACAAGUUAUUACAGUGCUAUAGCUAUUAUAUACAUGUAGGUUAUCUUCUAGACUGAAAUAUUGUCUGUCUAGAGAUGUGCUGCAUCAAAGUCAUUUCAUAUAGAUUCGUGGUUCUCAAAGCUUGGUCUGGGGGCCCCAGGGGUCCUUAAAGCAUAGCUAGGGGGUCCACAACUUUAUUUUAUUACAGUGGUGUACAGUCCACUGUGGUCAAAGUUACUGUGCCUAUAAAUAAUGUUGAAUGAAUUCUAAUGACAACUGUAAUAAAAAUGGGUUCUAUGGGUGGAAAGGUGAGAAAUUAAAAAAGACUCAAUAAAUAGUCAAAACAUUACUGUACACAUUUUCACAAUGGGACAGAUUUUUUUUUUUUUUGUAAAAUAAAUCUGUACUGAGGUGAUUUUUUUUUUAAACAGUUAAAGGUAUCCUUGACUGUAAAAUGUUUUGAGAACCUAUCAUAUAGAGCGUAACAAACUCAAAACAAAUGGAAAUGUGGUAUUUGGAAAUUAGGACUAAAUCACGAGAGGCUAAUGUUCAUUAUAUUUCUAAUUUAAAUUGUUUAUCUCGCUUAUAGGGCUGAAAUAAUCAUGAAAAUUUUGCUCAAUUUUUAAUCACAAUUAUUUAUCAUAAUUAUUUAGACAAUUUAAGUAUAAAAUUUUGCACUUUAUCAUUUUAAAUAAACAGAAAACAGGCUUUUUUGUGUUGCUUUAAAUCUUUCUGUCGUUUGUAUAAAUCUUUGAAUAAACAUAACAUAUAUCUUUUCAGUUUUUUCAUUUAAAUACAGCUAAAUUCAAAUUUAACAAGUCACCAUAGUAUGUAAUCAUGGCUGUCACAGAUCUGCCCUACUUUGUCUAGUGAUCUUCAGUUUUGCGCGUGUAGUGGAAUGAAAUCGACGUGUUUGAGAGGAAGAUUGCAAAAUUGUCUGAAUGUGGUAUGAUUGUCUGACAGUUAAAGCACAUACACCACAGUCUUACUCGAUUACAAUAUAAUUAAUUGUGCAGCCCUAUUCUACUGAAUGUUUCUACAGUGUAAAUCGUGAUACUUUUAAAAGUAUUUCAAGAGUUUUGUGCAGCAUUUACAGCAGCCUUGAAUGACAUUGUGAAAGUUUCUGUAAAAUUGGGAUCUGAACUGUUACUGCUUCAAUCAUAAAACCCACAAGUCUCACUGAAAAGAGAACUGGUAUUUAUGGGUCAGUGCAGUUAUAGUGGGGAAGUGAUGUAUGACCAAAGUGCAACUUUUUUCUAACUUUAAUUUUUAUUUUAUUAUAUGUAACUUUUACUGUAUGCUCAACUUUUGCUGUAUGCCAUGAAAGGCUGCAGUCUUACUAUAAAAUAACAUGUAUUCAAAAUAAAUACUGACCUGUAAUACUGA